Molecule: messenger RNA, 588 nt
Organism: Guillardia theta CCMP2712
Lineage: Eukaryota; Cryptophyceae; Pyrenomonadales; Geminigeraceae
Exons: 3
Coding region: 25-360 (111 amino acids)
Source: RefSeq, a predicted model, not a curated record
AGAGACUGUACUCACCCUGCUGGAAUGGCAAAGCAAAGAUACCGUACAGAUGGAAGUGGACACUACACGACGGCAGGGGCGAUGGCUAGCAGCAAAGAAGAAUUCUCGGGAAAUUUCUACAUGAAGUUCCUGGCUUUCGUUGCAUUGGCUUUGUGCGUGGUGGGGAUGGCGUUCGUGGUGAUGAAUCACUGGCUUGCGACAUUGCCCUCCAAGGAGCCUCCACCGAUGAUGCCCGGACAGCCCAUGCAAUCCAAGGCUCGCAUGCCUGGAGACUUUCCAACCAAUUUCAUGUUAGGAGGAGCUGGGAACACUGUCUUCAAAGGGUUGACACGUGUUCAUCACUACCAUGUCAACAAGUGAAAACUUAAGUUCAAAGCUCUCCUGCUUGAACGAUCCAGCUGCUAGCUUGACAGUGGGGCACAGACGUUAUCUUCUUCAUGUGAACUUUACUCUUAAGUGUCAUUCGCUAUCGCGAAGUUGUAGACUAUGGAAUUCCUCCCAUACGAAGGCAUGAUUACUGCUUAUUCGGAUCCUAUUGCUAAUUCGUAUCAUUAUUGCUUUACAAUAAAUCGAGAAAAUUCUGACGAG